CUAGCCAAGGGAUUGCCCUGCAACCUUUCCUUUUUGCCCCGUCGUUUCAUGACAGGUCUGAUUGGAAUUCCAGACAUGCCCUGGAAGGGAUACAGUAGUCGUUUCAAUAGUUUCGGGGAUUUUCUGCCCGUCCGAUUUUUGCUCUCUAAUUUAUUUUAUUCUGGUUUAAUUUUCAUUUUCAUUUUGUCACUUUUCACUUUCCGGUUUUUUGAUUUGAUUUGAUUUUAUUUUUCGCAGAAAAAAAGAAAAAAAAAAA
Messenger RNA from Aspergillus pseudotamarii, 256 nucleotides. RefSeq lists its product as uncharacterized. NCBI's taxonomy places the organism in Eukaryota, Fungi, Ascomycota, Eurotiomycetes, Eurotiales, Aspergillaceae. The transcript has a single exon. The coding region runs from base 49 to 222 and encodes 57 amino acids. The record is from RefSeq and is a predicted model, not a curated record.